Molecule: messenger RNA, 1250 nt
Organism: Protobothrops mucrosquamatus (brown spotted pit viper)
Lineage: Eukaryota; Metazoa; Chordata; Lepidosauria; Squamata; Viperidae
Gene: GIPC2
Product: GIPC PDZ domain containing family member 2
Exons: 6
Coding region: 1-990 (329 amino acids)
Molecular function (GO): protein binding
Source: RefSeq, a predicted model, not a curated record
AUGCCUCUGGGGCUGAGGAGAAAGAAGAAAGGCAAAUCCAGGGAGACCUCCACGCUGGUGGACGGCGAGGCUCCGCCGGCGCGAGGGCGAGGCGACGACGAGGUCGGGGCCGGGACCGGCGCUCGUGCCGGGGCGGGGGGCGCCACCGCCUCGCGCGGUCCCGUCCGCUUGGUCUUCCACACCCAGCUGGCGCACGGCAGCCCCACGGGGCGCGUGGAAGGCUUUGGCAGCGUGAAGGAGCUUUACGCUAAAAUCGCUGAGGCGUUCCGCAUUUCCCCGGCCGAGAUCAUGUUUUGCACAUUGAAUACACACAAAAUUGAUAUGAACAAGCUUUUGGGUGUGCAAAUUGGUCUUGAAGACUUUAUAUUUGCUCACGUCAAAGGAAUAAAAAAAGAAGUGGAGGUUUUCAAAUCAGAAGAUUCACUUGGACUUACCAUUACUGAUAAUGGAAAUGGAUGUGCCUUCAUAAAGAGAAUUAAAGCAGGAAGUCUUAUUGACCAAAUAAAAGUGAUAUGUGCUGGUGACCACAUAGAAUCUAUAAAUGGAAAAAACGUAGCAGGCUAUCGUCAUUAUGAAGUGGCUAAGAAUUUAAAGGACUUGAAGAAGGGUCAGACAUUUACAUUAAAACUGAUAGAGCCUAUGAAAUCAUUUGAAAUUAUCGAGCCAAGGUCAAAAAGUGGAAAUUUUGCAGAGGAUAAAAUCUGCCGAGGAAGAGAGACUCUUCGACUAAGACCCAAAGGUCCUGCUACAGUAGAAGAAAUGCUUUCAGAUGUUGAAGAAAAGGCUACCAAAAAAGUGGAUGAUCUUCUGGAAAUGUACAUGGGAAUAAGAGAUCUUGAACUAGCUGCAACUAUGGUAGAAGCCGGAAAAGGCAAGAACAAUCCAGAUGAAUUUGCAGUAGCUCUUGAUGCAGCUUUAGGAGACUUUGCGUUUCCAGAUGAAUUUGUCUUUGAUGUAUGGGGAGCCAUAGGUGAUACUUUGAAAGGGUGAUUUUAAUGAAAGGCAUUAAUUGUAUUAGAGUACUGUGACAGCAGUGUGGGCACAUCAUGUGUGUAGCCGUGUACAUGGCAUCGAGUAUGAACAUAAUAUUUUAAAAAGACCUAUUUAAAAUUUAUAAACCUGAACAAAUUACAUGAAUUUAGGACUGUGUUUGUACAAAGCUUUUAGCCUGAUUUGCAGUUAAUUUAACAUUCGCUUUGAAUCUUUGCCGAAAAAAAAUCAAGUAUUUUCUUUGUGUAUGUACAUAAAUA